AUGCCAGAAUUAAGUAGGGCAGAUAGAAUUGCAGCUGCACAGAAGAAGCUGAAGGAGUUUCAAGCAGCUAAAGCUAACAAAAACGCAAAUGAAAGCUAUUCAAAUCAAAAUCCCGCAGUCGACACUUCAGGGUCUGCAGAUUACCAAGUUAACAAUACGCCUCAACAGACCAAUUACUCCUACAUGUUACCAUCUGAUAACAGUCAAUUCAGUCAAGGACAACCAGUUCAAUAUCAGCAACACUAUAACUUACCAAGUGUAUCAAAUACAGGAUAUUAUGGAAAUUCUGAAAUAUAUCAACCCCAGCAAUCGUAUGAUGUGCCGAGUGUCUCAGCGGAGUAUAAUACUACGUCUAAUUCACUGGCGAGUUACUUUUACAAUCCAAACAAUUAUUACUAUAGCCCUGCUCCUGCUCCUGCUGUUCAACCGCCAAUGCCGCCGCCACCACCGCCACCGUCUGGACAAGCAUCAGUGCCAUCUGUUCCUAGCAGUAAUUAUGCUACUCCUCCUUAUCCUCCUCCUCCGACUUCUACUACCUGUGUUGUUUCUCACUAUGGCAAUGGCGUUUCCGGUGGUGUUUCUUCCAAUGACUAUUAUACACCUGUUGGAAAUCUCACUGAUGAUAAUCAGAUCUUAUCCUCGCCUACCUCAUCAUCAUUAUCAUUAGCAUCAUCUGCAUUUCAGAUACCGUCGAGUAGAAAUAUGCACCAGGAAAUACCACCGCCGCGGCCGUCAGUGGAGUUAAAUUUAUCUGCUUAUUGUAAUCCACUAGAUUUAAAUGAUCAGAAUCAGAUAACGUCGGAUGGUUGUCCUGCUGCUGCCGCUGCUACCACUACUUCUACUUUGUCGACUUCUUCUGUUAUAUGUCCAGAAGUACAUCAGAAUACUUUUUCAUCUAUGCCUUAUAAUGUAAAUAUUUCUACUAAUCAGUUACAGGAAGAUGUUGCUACUACUACUACUACUAAAGAAGAAUCUCAUUUGGAAUCUGAAAUUGAUGACAAAGUAACUGUAGAUUAUAUGCCUACAGCGACAACCGAAAAACUUUUACAAUUAACUCGUCAGUUGGAUGGUAUACUGGAGACAUCAGAACGUUUAACUUCACUGCAUACAUCUGGCGCUACUAGUCCUCUGAUGAAUAGUGAAUACUCUUCAUCAUUCCGUACUGGUAACAACAGGUUAUUAUCUUCACCAUCGAGUUUACUAGAGUCAUACAGUUAUCCUGAGUUGUCUUCUAAUCAACAGAAUCAUCGAAUGGUUGAGUCUUAUGAGCAGCAACACCAACAACAAAAGGAGUUUUUACGUUCAACACCGAAUUCGUAUAUGUCUGGACAAUCAUCGCAAGUGUGUACUGGACAAAAUUCGCUAGUUAGAGAACUUGAGGAAAGAAAUGUUGAAUUAGCUUCAAUGCUGGAAAAACGUAAUCGUGCUUUUGAACGUUUACAAGUUAAACUUGAUUCAAUGAAAGAACAAUAUGAGCGUCGAUUCAAUGAUUUGGCUAAUGAACGUACAACUUUACAGAAUAGUUCACAACGUGAUUUAGAAAAAACUAAAGAACAAAUACGUGCACAUGCUAAAACUAUUGGAGUUUUAGUGGCUGAGAAAACUGAACUUCAAUCUCAAGUGGCACAUUUAGAUAAUUUAGCUGCAGAAAGAUUGAAGGAAAUUGAAGAAAUCACCUCUCGGUUAAAAUCAUCACGUCAACAAAUUUUAGAUUUAGAGCGUAGCGCUUCAGAAAGUAAAACUGUGGUGAAUGAAUUACACACUGGAAAUAAUGAUCUUCGAUCUGAGGUUGAACGUCUCCAGGUGGAUUUGAAACGCGAGAAAAGUGCACGUCAAAAUCUUGAAAACGAAUUAUCAGAGACCAAUUCACGGUUGACAGCUAAAUCGUGUGAAUUAGCUCAAAUGGGAAUUAGUCUAAAUGAAUUAAAACAACAACUUGAAUUAUCACAGAUAUAUGCUAAUCAAUUAGGCAGUACUGGAGAAAGUCUAGCCAGUAUUGAGAAUGAAAGCUAUCGUCAUCAACAAGAAUGGUUAACAGAGCGUGUUAAUCUACAGAAUCGAUUGAAAGAGCUUGAAUUAUCUCUAUCGUCUGCUGAUACAGAGAAAGGACGAUUAGAAUCACAAUAUCGAAAUUAUGUUGCACAGGUUGAACAACAGUCGAAUGAAUUACGUACACAAUUAUCAGAGACGAAUAAAUUAAAACAAGAAUUAGAAUUAUCAUUAGAAUCAGUCAAUAGAAAAUUACGUGAAAAAGAUGAUGAAAUUAAUGAUCUAACUUGUCGUUUAAGUUCAGUUCAAAUAAUACAGCCUACUUCACAGCCUGUUGUUGAAACUCAAUCGCCUAAUGGGAAUAAUGAAAAAUCUGAUGUGGUGGUAAUAACACCAGCAGCAUCCUCAUCAAUAUCAACAUCCGAUCAAUCAUCCAUUGAACGCAUAGAAUCACUUGAAAAUCAGCUAAAACAUCGUACUGUAGAAUUGGAUAAUUCAACUACUGAGAUUCAACGAUUAACUAUGCAAUUGUAUUCCCUACAAGAAACUGUGAAGAGUUUACAAGCUUCACUAGUUGAUCGUGACAGUGUUCUAGCAACAGCUACAUCGGAACGCAGUGCUUUAAGUCGAGCUAUGGAACAGAAUAAAACUUUAAAACAACAAAUUGCCGAUUUGCAGGAUUCCUAUGCACAAAUGACUACAACAAAUGCUAAUUUAAGCGUACAAUUACAACAAUUAGAAUCUGAAUGUAAACAAUCGAGUAAUACAAUGACAAAUUAUCAAAAACAAGUUGAUGAACUAAACAAGCAGUGUGAUGCCUAUCAAUUAGAAUUAAAAUCAGCCAAUGAAAUGAAUUAUGCCCUGUCGAAACAAAUUGAACAUUUAAAUAUUUUACAAGCGGAAAGUUUAAAUCAAGUGGAAACAAUGAUGAAUCAUUCAAAAAAUAUAUUAUCAGUUGACAAGAUAAUACAAACUAUUCAUAUAGAAGAUAUAGAGGAACAAAAGAACCAAGGGAAAAGUGGUUCUCUUCAACAUGAACAAUACCAAAGACAACAAGACGAAGAACAACAGCAGCAGCAACAACAAGAGGCAACUAAUAUGAAUGCGUUAUUGGCAAAAAUUGAAACAGAUCAGAUACAUGUCAACCAACUUACAAAUGAAAUUACAAUGUUACGCAAUUUAUUUACACGUAUUACCAAACUUUGUUAUGAAUUACAAGUACAAAAUGAACAAGACAAGGAGUUGAGUCAAUUUAGCGAUCCUGUCUAUUGUAUCAACACUUUAGAAGAUUCUGUUAAACAGUUGAUGUGUAAAUCAUCUUCAAGUGUAAAUGACAAUUGUGUACAAUGCUCAAUAUCUAUGGAACAGAAAGCAUUACAGGACUUAGAAAUACUUCAGGUUGCUCAUACACAAUUAGAAGCUAAAUUUAUCAAAUGUAUGGAAGAACUUAGCACAGUUUCAGAGGAACGCAGUCGAUUAGAAAGUGUAAAUGCUCAGUUGGAGAUGGAAGCGACAACAGUUGAAGAAUAUGUCACACUAUUCACACAUAGACGUGCUGCUGCAGCAAAACGUGCUAGAGCUCGUGAGCUACUGCUACAACGUCUUGUCGACGACCGGAAACGCUUACGUGCUCGUUUACAACAACUUUAUAAACAAAUGAAACCUGCUCAAAAUACAAAAGAGAUAAAUGGAAUUCAUAAUGAACAUUUAGGAGAUACAAAUGCGGAAGAGGUGAAUGAUACAAACUUUUCACCUGGCUUUUUGAAUGAAUUUCAAAAUCUUAUUCAAGAAAUUGAACCGACUAUCGAUGAAUCGGAGUUUGAGUCAGAUGCAUCCAACUUGAACGAUGAAGAUAUGGGUAAUUCAAUGAAAGAUUCAACCAGUGGUGGUGGUGCUGGUGAUCAUGGUGAAGAAUUGGUUCAUCACGAUUUAAUUGAUGACAUCCAACAGGAAAACCAUACAGCACAGCUAUCAUCAUCCUUACAAAGUCUACGAUAUCAUGCACUUCGUCAUGAUUGUCCACAUUGUAAAUGUUGUGUUGGUAAUCUGCUAGAAGUGUAGUGUGACAGUAAAUAAGUGGGAGGAUUGGGAAAGAAACAACAACAACACUAGCGAAAAUCUCAUUCUUAAUUAUCAUUAUUCAUAUUAUUCAUGUCUUUCAUGGUAUGUGCCUGUUUUUUGAAUUGAACCACACCAGAAAAACCAGCUAAUAACAAUAGUCUCUUCACAAUAUUUCCCCAUGUUUAGGCAAGAAAAAAGCGCUAUGUGAUCAUUUGUACAGAUUAUUAUUUUGUUUCUUCUCUUUUCUUUCGGAUUAUUUGUUGUUUUUCGUUUUUCUUUUCUUUCCUUUUUUUCCAAAAAAUUUAUGAUUUUUCUGUUGUUUUUUUUUGUUUUCCGACAACAUAAUAUUUUUGAAUUUUGUAGUAUGUUUUGGGAAUGAUGAGUAGGAUAAUACCUCGGACAAAUAAUAUAUUAAUGGUUGUGAUUUAUAUAUAUAUAUAUAUAUAUAU
Molecule: messenger RNA, 4499 nt
Organism: Trichobilharzia regenti
Lineage: Eukaryota; Metazoa; Platyhelminthes; Trematoda; Strigeidida; Schistosomatidae
Source: the annotation of a GenBank genome assembly